Messenger RNA from Sipha flava (yellow sugarcane aphid), 1421 nucleotides. RefSeq lists its product as uncharacterized. The transcript has 5 exons. The record is from RefSeq and is a predicted model, not a curated record. Gene Ontology annotation, molecular function: protein binding. The coding region runs from base 634 to 1353 and encodes 239 amino acids. NCBI's taxonomy places the organism in Eukaryota, Metazoa, Arthropoda, Insecta, Hemiptera, Aphididae.
CGUAUCAGUAAUUAUUAGCCUUAUGUCGUUGUGCGGACCAUUCCUUAAAUCCAACAGCAUGCAGGUGCAUCCGAAACAUUGUGGCCGGUUUGUGUACACGACCACCAGCUGCUCUGCUCCGUCCGUAGAUAAUAAAAACACAUUGUGCGCCCGCUCCCAUUGUCUUAUCGCGACACAUUGACGCCCAUUGUCACCGGACGAGUCUUUGGGGGUCAGCAGCUGCCAUCUUCGCGUGAUAAAUGAUAAUAAACCUUUUUUUUUUUUUUUCAAACAUUAUACCCCGACCCGGCGAUAAAAUGACGAUUUUCAUCCGGUGCUAUCAGCACAAUGUUCAUUUCGUCAAAACGUUCGGACGUUCGAACAUGUGACAUCUUAAAACUUCCAGGAUCCGGACUAGUAAUUAAGUGAACCGUCAACCGUCGUCUCAAUUCACGAGUACCUAUCUCACGGUUAUGAUGUACGUUUAUUCCAUCGUUGCGUACAACACGUGUUCGUGACAACGACAAUUCGAUUUUCCAAUAUUUAAUUAUGAAACGGAUCCAAUAUUGUAUUCAAUGUUAGAAAUCCGAUUGGAUGAUUGCAGAUUGAUAUUAAUUAACAUAUAGGAUCGAAUGUGAAUUUCGUUGUCGAGUUAUGGGUAUUCAGAUAAAGGAAAAGAUGAAUAAUAAGAACUAUUGGAAGAAGAAAGAUAUUAUUGUGAUAUUUAUUAACUUUACGGUGCUAUUCUUAGUUGUAUAUAUUUAUUAUGUUGUUGAUGAAUUGAGAACUCUAUUUUCAAAAGAAAAGCUGUGUGUGUUAAAACCAUCUUCAAUGAGAACUUUAACUGAUGAUAAUAUAGAUGAACUUUAUUUUGAUAAAUUCAAAUCAGCCAAUCAAUAUGUAAAGAGCCGACACACUCGGUCCAGUGAUUCUGUCAAAUUUCAACAUUCGUCUUUAUUCUUUUUGGCUCAACCAAACACAGAUUUUGAACAAAAUGGUAGUAUUUUGGGACCUUGGAUUUUGUCUAACAAAAGUGUAUCAGUUGACAAUCAUCCCAUUAAGCUGACUUCAAGAAGAACUUUACUUGAAAUUGUUGAUGAAGGGUUUUAUUUACUUUACAUACAGGUAUAUUAUUUGUCAUCUUCUAAGAGAAACAGUUUUGCUAUAACAAAAAUAACAUCUGAUGUAAAUGAAACACUAUCAGUAUGUAGUGCAAUGGGUGUUUAUGGAACAGAAAUUUCUUGUUUUACAUCUUUAAUGGAACAUUUCAAGACUGGAGAUUCAAUUUUAAUUAGGCUCAGGGAAAUGUCUUUAAACAUAAACCUUAGCCGUAGAGUUUCUCAUACAUAUCUAGGCUUAGUUAAACUAUUGUAAUUUUUUUUUUUUUUAAUCUGUGAUCAAUAGUGUAUGUUAUAAUUUAAUUUUUAUUGUUUACUAAAAUU